Phymastichus coffea is the source of this 2006-nucleotide messenger RNA. RefSeq lists its product as uncharacterized. The transcript is spliced from 11 exons. NCBI's taxonomy places the organism in Eukaryota, Metazoa, Arthropoda, Insecta, Hymenoptera, Eulophidae. The record is from RefSeq and is a predicted model, not a curated record. Gene Ontology annotation, cellular component: cytoplasm. Gene Ontology annotation, molecular function: oxidoreductase activity, acting on the CH-OH group of donors, NAD or NADP as acceptor. The coding region runs from base 16 to 1851 and encodes 611 amino acids.
UUGAAAAUAUUGAACAUGGAUUUUAAAGAAAAAAUCGUCGUUAUUACUGGUGGAACUUGUGGGAUUGGUUUGUCUAUUGUUAAAAAAUUAUUAACAACAGAGAUAAAGGUCAUCGCUUUAUUCGAAUUGGUAACUCCAAAUUCAGCAAAGGUUUUCUUCGAGUUAGAAGAGAUACACGGCAAUAGGGUGGAGUUUUAUUCUUGCGAUGUUACAAACACCUUGAAGUUGAAAGGCAAUUUCGACAAGGUUCACGAAAAAUACAAGACUAUUGAUAUUCUGAUAAAUAACGCGGGUAUUAUCAACGAAAAUGCUCUAGAACGUAUGAUUGAUAUUAAUUACAAAGCAGUGGUGUUAAGCAGUCUAAUGAUGAUCGAACGGGUGGGAAAGCACAAAGGUGGAAAAGGCGGUGUGAUCAUUAAUCUCGCCUCGAUUCUAGGAUUAGCGGACCUUUUUCUGCCCAUUUAUUGCUCUACCAAGCACGCCGUCGUUAGCUUUACGCGAACGAUGAAACAACAUUACGAUAAGACCGGUGUUCGGGUUAUUGCAAUUUGUCCUGGAGCAACAAACACAGGAAUGCUUAACGACAUUCCUAAAGGAUUGGAUUUUAUCGAUACUAGUGGAGCACUUCAAUUGUUUCCUUCGUCUCAAUCGCCUGAAAACGUUGCCAAUGGUCUCGUUGACGUCGUCUUCGACCAAGGACGAAGCGGCGAUGUCUGGGUUAUCGAGGAAGAUCAACCACCGUACAUCAUGAACAUUGUCGAUCAUUGGAAACGUAUAAUCAAGCGAUUAGCCUGCGUCUCCCCCCCCCCCCCAGAUUUCUCUGUCCCUGGCAGUCCUGGUGGACCGAGACAUGGAAAAUGGAAAUUCCAUCAAUUCCGACUGGUGACUGGUCUAUCUGUCCAAUUUAGUGGAAGGCAGCGCGACCGAGCGAGCGAACGAGCGAACGAGACGAGACGUCUGUUUGGAUCGAGUGAGUUUAGUCGUUGGCGUGCUCUCGUGCCAGUAGCAGCUCUCUUUCUCCGUCGCGCAGCCAUGGAAGUGAAGGACAAGGUCGUGAUCGUGACCGGCGGAACCGGUGGCAUCGGUUUCGCCGCCGUCCAAGCUCUGCUCAGGCACGAGGCUAAGUACGUGGCGAUCUUCGAUCUGGACUCGAUGCACACCAGAGCCGCGGCCUGCGUGAAGAAGAUCGAGCAGGAGUUCGGCACGUUCAAGGCCGACUUUUACACCUGCGACGUGACCAUCACCAGCGAGUUCGCGGCGCGUUACGACGAGAUCGUCGGUAUGCAGGGAUCGGUCGACAUCCUGGUCAAUUACGCCAACAUCGUAGACGAGAGGCGAGCGCACCACAUGAUCGACACCAACUUGACCGGAACGAUCAAUUGCACACUUAUCGGUAUCGAUCGCAUGGGGCGUCAUCAUAAUGGCAAAGGCGGUGCCAUCGUCAACGUCUGUUCCAUUUUCGGCCUCAGAACUGCGGCUGCCUUUCCGAUCUACACUGCGAGCAAAUUCGGCGUCUACGGAUUCACCAAAGCCAUGAAGGAUCACUAUCAGCAUCUUGGCGUGCGAGUCAUGGCAAUCUGCCCAGGCAUCACGGAAACUAGUCUGCUGCACCAGAACAUCAAGGAAGACGUCUUAAACAUCAUCCCCGACAAAUUCAUCGACGAGGCUUUCCAGUGCUCAAAAUACAUCCAACAGCCAGAGAACGUUGGCAAAGCCAUCGUCCAAAUGAUCGAGGAGGCUGAAUCCGGCGCUGUCUGGGUUUCCGAGGACAACGAGCCGCCCUACUCCGUUAAAGAUCCAGUGUUGUAUAAAGAUCGUGCGGUUCCCGUUGGAUCUAUGAGUUCCACCUGAUGCGUGCGCGCUGGUUCUUGUUAUGUGUCGCGUGUAUAAUUUAUUCACGCCAAGUUCAUUAUUUUGUUUAAUUUUUAUUUUACGCAAGUAUUUUUAAGUUUUUGUUGAGCAAUUUCGGAAUAAGAGUAACAGAAAUUAUAAUAAAUAAUUUUUUA